Molecule: messenger RNA, 1544 nt
Organism: Chelmon rostratus (copperband butterflyfish)
Lineage: Eukaryota; Metazoa; Chordata; Actinopteri; Chaetodontiformes; Chaetodontidae
Product: C-type mannose receptor 2-like
Exons: 7
Coding region: 57-974 (305 amino acids)
Source: RefSeq, a predicted model, not a curated record
GCAGCUGCUCAUCUUUGCCAACUGAGGAAAUUUGAAGUCUGUUGAUCAAAGUCGGCAUGGACGAGGCUGUGAUUGUGAUGCUUCUGCUGACAGGGUUCUUCGUCCCCUCUGCUUCCUCUCCAAACAUCUACUACUUUAUCAGACAGAAGAUGAGUUGGGAUGAAGCACAAGUCUACUGCCUCUCUGAGCACACCCAAAUGGCCCAAAUACACAACAUGGAAAACGUGACCACAAUCAUGAACACUCCAGCCGGGGGAUACGCAGACAAGGCCUGGAUUGGAUUGUUCGAGAACACUGCAGACUGGACGUGGGUGGACGGACAGCCAGCCACAUAUUCCAUGUGGAGCCCCGGUCAGCCAGACAACGUUAAUGCAGAUGAGUUCUGCGUCUGCUUGACUAACAACGGAUCCUGGAAGGAUUCCAGCUGCUCAGAAAUGAAACCCGCUGUUUGUGUAAUGGAGGAUUCAUCUUACACCAUUACUAUGAAUCAAAUGACGUGGACAGACGCCAAAACCCACUGUGAAGAGCAAGGUGCAAUUCUGGCCACUUUCCCUGAUGAAAAAACCAGCAUCCAAAUUGACGGGAAAACUGUCGAAGCGUGGAUCGGCCUCAGCAGGCCGAAGCUCUGGUACUGGUCAGAAACCGGAGAAAACUACAAAUUCACAAACUGGCAACCGAAACAGCCCGACAACCUGAACGGAGAAGAAAACUGUGCAGCCGUCGUGGUGAAAGACGGAACCUGGACUGACGAGCAGUGCAACACAACGUUACCUUUCUUCUGCUAUGGCGUCUACAAGUCAAGGAAAACAGUGGUGAGGAUGAAGAUCCAGUCCAGCGCAAACCUGGAGGAUCCAGCCCACAGUGCCAGCCUGCAGCAGCAGUUGCAUGCAGCAUUUGCUAACUGGGGAGCAGCUGACUUCAAACUGACUUGGAAGCAACUGCCAGUGAAGCAGGCAGCGAGCAGUGAUGAUUGACAGAUUUAGCUUGUUGACCCGGUGACAGCAGCUCCCAGAACGAUGCAACGCGACACGGUUCAUCAGCCUGGACAUGAACGUUCUGAAUAAAUCCAACACAAAAAGCAGCAUCUGUAAUGAAAAGAUGCAGCUUUUCUGAUUUCAGUUUUGAACGACUUUUCAUGACACAUCACGUGUGACUUAGAAGCAAUAUAUAACUUUCUUUUUUUCAGUAUCUACAGCUGCUUUUAUUGUACAUCUUCAUAGUCUGGUAAUAUUUUAUAUCUUUCUUGUAGUCAACAAAUCUCCCCUGAUUGUACUGACAAACAUAGUGUGUGUAUCCAGAGCUUCAUAUAGCUUCUCUUUCUGAGCCGCAGAGCUCCAUUGUUGUCCAAAAACAACUAAAAACACGUCAGCGAGCCACACUGUUGCACUGAGGGACCACACACACACAAUCCUGCUGUUGUAAAUACUCACCACGGCAAAAACUUUGUAUUAAUCUACGACGGAAAAUAAUCCCCAACAAAUGCGUUAUUUUUCUAAUGUUUGAGUGAUGUUGCUAAAAACUAUGGACAAACCCAAAAACAGAAG